AUGAGCAAAUGGGCAUGCAGGGACAAAGCCCCCUUUAACUUUGCAAUUUGGGAAAUAACUCCCAAGUGCAGCUCACGCUUCACACAACUGAGUGAUUUGGAGAUGAUCGGGAAGCACAACUUGGAAGAUUUUUUAAACCAUGAGGACCAGGGGCGGUGCCACAAAGUCCCCAUGCUGUGGUUCCACGAUUGUACCGCGGCCUAUUCGACGUCGAAAACAAUAGGGGACGGGAAUACAACAUGA
Plasmodium coatneyi is the source of this 243-nucleotide messenger RNA. RefSeq lists its product as uncharacterized. The record is from RefSeq and is a predicted model, not a curated record. Lineage: Eukaryota; Apicomplexa; Aconoidasida; Haemosporida; Plasmodiidae. The transcript has 4 exons. The coding region runs from base 1 to 243 and encodes 80 amino acids.